AUGCAGCCUUCACACCGGCAGUCUUCACACCGCCAGCCUUCACACCACCAACCGCCCACGCGAGCCAAGGCCAGGGUGGUGACUCGCCGCAUUCCAGACGAGAUAUGGGAGUCGUAUCAUACCGAAGUGGCACAACUGUACUUGGACAAGGAUCCCCCCAUGAGCCUAAAAGAGCUUCAGGCCCAUUUCAGAGACACGCACGGCUUCGCACCUACCAAGAAACAGUGGAAAGACCGGUUCCAAAAAUGGGGACUGCAGCGCAACCUUGAUUGUAAGACAGCAGCAGCUAUCCUCCACCUCUUUCGAAACGCCGAGCAAAGAGGUGUCCCAUGUUCCGUUUUCCAUCACCAACGCGUGAAGACCCUGGAAGAUAUCAAAUCAUACAUCAAGAAAUCGCCCCGCGUAGCCAAUGAGCAGGAACUGCUGAAACAUCUGCCAGAGCCUGCACAGUGGCCACAAAGUGUGACGAGCAGUACUCAGGCCACAUCGGUGGCAAAUCUAAGUUCACCCAAAUCCGCCACCAUUGUUCCGUCGCCAGCAUACCAGCUGGGAUACUCGACUGACGGACACCUUUUCAAUCCGAGCGCCAGGACCGGUCUCAGGAAUGCUGAUUCCGACGAACCUGUACAAGACACGCACGACUCAAGUUUCGAGCCCCGAAUCCAUCCUGAAGCUCACCUGUCCAUCUCAAGUAGAUACACCGGCCCCUACAUCGUGGACCCAAGUGCCAAUAUGACUCGACAGGAUGAAAAGCAGCCGCUGCGGUUUUCUCAGGAGUCACAAGGAACGUCUGGUUGGCAUGGAUUUCAAUAUCAUACUACGGAUGUAGUACCGCAGCUUCAUACGUACAAUAGCCAGGAGCAGUACUUUGAUGCUCAGGUGUCAGGUGGUUUGAACAACAGGCAAACCUUCGAGAUCCCGUGGGAGGACCACCAGACUGCCUUCGAUGCAAUCUAUGAGCCUUUCGAAGCCCAGGGACAGGAUCUUUCACUGCACCCGAAUUUUCUGGGCGAUUUUCAUCUUGCAGCUUCCGUCACACCGCGUCAACUCCCUCCAGGCUCCGACACUGAUCUUGAGGUUCAGACAAGGUUUCAAGAGUAUGUUGCGAAACUGCUGAGCACUGGUCAAGACCUACGUAACCAGCCUGCCAAAAGUUUCUUCAAGUCAUGCUGCGAAGCUAUGAUUUUCCACGGUCAGGAUCAGCGAGAAAGUUGUUCCCAGGCUGUGGAGGCCGCUUCUGUUUCGUUCCAGAGGUUGAUCGCCGACCAUGCCUCGUAUAGGAUGAGUUUACCGGUCCUGAACAUGAUGUCAUUCGUCUUUGAGGCCUAUGGACAGAAACUGAUGAAAAAGAGGAUACUGCAACGUCUCCAGCAAGCUACGCAGGAAAUGGAUGAGCUCAAACGCAUUGUGGUCCUUGGCUCGAUUGAUUUUCUCCUCGACACAGCAGACUGGUCAAGCGACAAGGCUGCUACUAAGCUGGCCAAAACUAGUCAAGUCUACACUUACGCGGUAGAAACGGCAGGACAAUCAUCCCAACUCGCUAUCUCCGCCCGUUACAACCACGCAUGGACCCUUCUGGAAGCAGGAAAACCAGACCAGGCCUUGUCAAUUCUGAACGGUGAACGGAGCAAGUGUGAGACUGCUUUUGGCAUUCAUUCUCUACAGACAAUAACCUGGAUUGCCACACAAGCGCGGGCGCACUUGAAGAAUGGUGAGCCUUUGAGUGCAGAGGCCGUGAUGACCGAAAGUGCUCUGACAAGAGCGGAGAAAGCUUUCUCCCAGGACCAUCCAAUAUAUUGGGAGGUCAUGUACCGGAUAGGUCUCUUCCUUCUCAAUUUUGCCUCCAACAAUAGCCUACCAGACCGUACCGAAUUUUGCUGGGUCAAGGGUGAGGAAAUGGUGCGUCAGACACUGGUAUGGCGCGCCCAGUGGCUGGGACCAGAAAAUCCACGGACGGCAACUGCGUACAAAGACCUCAAAUUCUAUCUUGAGAAACAGGGCAAGAAUCAAGACGCGACUGCAUUGUACAGCUGGUACCGCGCAGAAGCUGGAUUGUGA
This is a messenger RNA of Cyphellophora europaea CBS 101466, 2058 nucleotides long. RefSeq lists its product as uncharacterized. The coding region runs from base 1 to 2058 and encodes 685 amino acids. Gene Ontology annotation, molecular function: protein binding. NCBI's taxonomy places the organism in Eukaryota, Fungi, Ascomycota, Eurotiomycetes, Chaetothyriales, Cyphellophoraceae. The transcript is spliced from 2 exons. The record is from RefSeq and is a predicted model, not a curated record.